AUGUCACUAAAAACCAGCAAAGUACCUCAGAAAUGGAAAUCCGCUAAUUUAUUACCACUCCCUAAAGAAUCACCAUUAAAUUCGUGCAACCAGUUAAGACCAAUCUCUCUGACGGACAUCAUCAUGAGACUAUUCGAGAAGUGCGUGUAUAAAUCUGAAAUCGCACCUAUCACAAGAAAUAACAUUGGUCCUGACCAAUUUGCUUAUAAAAAGGGUCACAACUCGACUAUGGCUCUGAUUAAAUCCCAACAUCAAUGGCUAGAGUGGCUGGAUAAAAACGCUAAUUAUGUUAGAGUGCUGUCGUUCGAUUUCAGCAAAGCAUUUGACAGUGUGCCCCACGAUCUUUUGUUUGAAAAAGUUAAAAAGCUACCCAUUAAUCCGUAUGUGGUGAACUAA
Paramuricea clavata is the source of this 396-nucleotide messenger RNA. The record is from the annotation of a GenBank genome assembly. NCBI's taxonomy places the organism in Eukaryota, Metazoa, Cnidaria, Anthozoa, Malacalcyonacea, Plexauridae.